UCGUAACUCCGUCAGAAAGAAUAAAUCCUUCGGUGUUGUAUAUCUGUUGGUCUGCGCCUGUAAAAAUAUCGAUUAUAUCGACUUCGAUGCUAUCGCCCAAUAUCGUCAACAAAUCGUCCGAAAAGAGAAUCGCGAGUUUAUAGAUAUUUUAGCAACCGAUAGAACUCAACAAUGAAUUACUUAGAGAAUUUGUCCAUUUAUUUCGGCAAUCUAUCCUGUUUUUAUAUAUUUAGUUUAAUAACAUCUGUUGCAAUAGUUGUGCUGACAAUUUAUAUGGGUAUAGCUACGCGUUUGACGACCGUAACAACCGAUAACAUGGAAGCUCGAGGAGGAUCUUCAAAAGAGAAACUCAUUGUUACCAGUAGCAGCGCUGACGAAAGUGAAGAUAGUGAUACAAAUGAUAUGAGAAUUGAAUCAGUUCGGCAACUGAAAACUGCAAAGUUAAAGUCUUUGGAAAACACGUUAACCGAAGAGCAGAAGGAAGUAGAGAAACAAAUAGAGAAGGUUCAAUUGGCAGCCAUAUAUGAUCUUCUAAAGAAGCAAAACGAAGAAUUUUGUAUGAAUUCUAAUUUAAACGAAGAUGAACUCCAGGAGCAACUUAGCUUAUACAGGUGAAAAGGAACCGAUGCGACGCGCUAACAAUAUAUAUUGCGCUAGGUACUUUAAGUAUGUUGUAACGUAGAGUGAUCAUCAGUUUUUUUCUAGUCAUAGAAAAGUAAUUUACGCGAUAAGCAAAACUCAAAAAGUAAGUGUUAGUCAGUAAGUUUCAAAAUUUAAAUGAGUGUUUUUCGACAUUUUUCUGUGUGCCAGGAAAAAAUUACUUCUUCAGUGAUAAAAACGAGCAAUUUGAUAACAUUUUUCAUGGAUAUUUCAAGAUUUUACUGAACAUUUGAUACAAAAUUUUAGUUUUUUAAACAAAGUUACCAUUGGACUUGGCGAAAGUCGCUUGACAAGCGAAUAACAUCUGAAAUUUUAAUUAGGUCAUAUCUUAAAAUAUAAACAAGCCGACCUGGAGUCUGUUUUCGUAUGCUACUGUUGCAGAUAAUAAAUGAAAAAUCAUAUCUAAAUAUUCAGCCUCAUUUUCAUUUUUGUAGAAAACUAAAUUAGAAUCAUAUUUGUUUUCAAUUUUUCGUUUGAAUUUAUUUUAACAUACGAUCUCUAAUAUUCCGACUCAAUCGAAAAAUUAGAUUACUAUUUUGAAAUCAGACAUAAGUUGGACACGACCUAAAACACAUAUAAGGGUGGUAAUCAGGUGUAAAUUUCACAGUUUUUUUUGUUUCUCCGUUUAAUUUACUGUUAAAUUAGCUAACCUCUCUACACAAACCAAUUGUUUCUACCUUUUGCUUAAAGUGAAUAAUACAUCACGUAAAUGGAAUGCACCGGUCUUGAAGCAAGCAUCUUUUAGUAUAAGAAAAAAUUAGCUAAUCUUUAGAUUGAUUG
Molecule: messenger RNA, 1440 nt
Organism: Wyeomyia smithii (pitcher-plant mosquito)
Lineage: Eukaryota; Metazoa; Arthropoda; Insecta; Diptera; Culicidae
Exons: 3
Coding region: 172-615 (147 amino acids)
Source: RefSeq, a predicted model, not a curated record